Molecule: messenger RNA, 3792 nt
Organism: Bactrocera latifrons
Lineage: Eukaryota; Metazoa; Arthropoda; Insecta; Diptera; Tephritidae
Exons: 17
Coding region: 299-3562 (1087 amino acids)
Biological process (GO): proteasome-mediated ubiquitin-dependent protein catabolic process; regulation of proteolysis
Cellular component (GO): cytoplasm; nucleus
Molecular function (GO): ubiquitin protein ligase binding
Source: RefSeq, a predicted model, not a curated record
AAGAACUGGUAGAACCGUCAAAUCACCCGUUGAGGAUGAUUACAGCAAACCUAACCAUACAGAAAAUAACUGUGAACGUGGCAUAAUGCGAAUAACUCGUGGAAAGCAACCCUGGAGUUUCGCCUUAAUAGAAAGCAUCUCAGCAUUUAUUACGAUUUAAAAAACAUAAGGAAUGUCAAUUUUGUUAUUUCUUUUUUGACAGUUGGCCUGAGGUCUAGCGAAACGUCAAAAAUGCAAAGGAGUAAUAGACGAAUAUAGAUAAAUACUUUAAGAGAAUUAGCAGUGGUCAACCAGCGCCAUGGCGGAGCAUUCGUUCCUUGGCACUUGGGAGAUCGUUUCUUGCACAUUUGAGCUUAAAAAGGAAAUCUCUGGUUUGGAGGGGAUUAAAUUUCGCUUAGAUGAUACGAAUGAUAUAACCUGGUAUAAUGAUUUGGUUAAUCCGCUUCCUGAAUCAAAAGACUGUGCCACUUGCUGCGAUUCGGCGAGUGUCUUAUUUAGUUGUGAAACAUUCGAUGUGAACGAAACGAAUCCACGUUUAGUAUUCGGCGCGUUUGCGGGACAUAGCAUAGAAUUUAGGACUAACACUUUAAUACCGACUGAUACGCUAAUUUUGGAUUGUGAGAACUGGUAUGCAUUAGAAUGCAAGCGACUGAAAGAGUGUCAUGCAGCUGGCCAAGAGCGAGAAUACUCCUUUGCAGAGGCGUUGCAAGAGUCGUACUUCACGGAUGUGAUCAUCAAAAGCUCGGAUGGUUUUGAUUUCCACGUACAUUCAUCUGUAUUACGGCUAAGUGGUUUCGACUGCAGCAUGUGUGUCCAGUACAACGGCCCUGCACUCUCUCAGCAUGCAAAUUCUUGCAAAGCCCAUGAUAUAUCGCACCAACAGCAAUAUCAAAAGGCGCAGAAAUGCCAAACGAGUGAUGGCGUCAGUGCUAGUUUGGGGACAUCAAACCCAAUUAAGAUCUCAGUCACACUACCCAUUUCUAAUGUGCAAAACUAUGAUGAUAACCAGAUGUCUUUACCGCGACUAAAUAUCUCUCCAAUUUACCUGCAGCCACCAUCUGAAAAUACGAAUUCUAUUUGUAAUAGUGGUUUAAUUGCCAACCGCGGCGCACAUCUGUCAAAUUCCUUUAAUUGUCUUACGACCAGCAAUAUGGGAGUGGGUCAUGACAAAAAUGCAGUGGGCGGUAUGCGCCGUUUUCCACCAACAUCAAAUUCAGAUUCACAUCUUGAAACGCAGACCCACUGCAAAAACAUAUUUAAUUUUUGCCAAGACUUUCUACAGCAACCGGCAGAGACAACAACUGUGUGCAACACUCGUCGUCCGCCCUUAUCACCAUACCGUGUACGCAGUCCUUCGCCCUUUCCUAGUUCAAUGGAUACACCGCCUUCUUCACCACUAACACCAGUUGCAGUACUCUACAAUUUGCCAAACUUUCUACUGAUACCAGUGUUGCAUUGGCUGUACGCGGAAUCGUUGAUGCCCGAUAUGGAUGAAAAUGUGUGUGAGAAAUUAAUAAAUUUUGCGGAGACCCAGCCAUCUCUUACGAAAAUGGUAGAGCCCACGAGAAAGUAUCUGAAGCUCAUAAAGCUGAAGAAAUUUGUGGUAAACACUCUGAUGGAUUCGCAUGCCGUGCUCAACCAUAUAAUACAAGCAAUCAAUCCUGUUACGAUAUUACACGAACCCGCCUCCCUCUAUGCGACUUUUAAAGACUGCCUGAGAGAGUCUGCAAUCGGAUGUGCCAAGGUGUUGCAGUUCUGUAAUAUUUUCAUUCGAGACGCCUCGGAUAUAUCGCGCUACCAGAAAAACGAAAUCAUCAAAUACGUGCGCACACGUAUUCCGAUUUUUAUGUCGCAAAUUCAUCAACUCCUGCGAAAUAUUUUGAAUGUCUUCACGAGUCUAACGGCAGAAGAAAAGGCGGAAUUAGUGAAUUAUUUAGUACCUGAAAUCGAAUCUGCAUUAGUAAUAUUAACCGAUGUCGUUGAGGAAAUUAAAAACUCUUUGGAAAAAAUGUGUAAAGAUAUCAAUUGUUCACACUUGGAUUUAACGGCGCGACAGCACACAGAUAGCGCACUUGCCAUACAAACACAAAACAAUACUUUCAUCAGUGCCAAUGUGGGCUUAGAAGACAACGGAGCACCGUUGUUUAGUCCGCCACCCAUGUCACCAAGGCCACGACGUGGCCCACCCGUGGGACUGACACUUUACGAUAAUCCAACAGACAAGAAACGCCUAAUGACGGCGGAGAAUGAUUUGAAAUUUGUUUUGUAUAUGUAUGAAGUACGAAAGAUGCGUGAUAUUUAUGGGCGGAUCGCCACGGCACUCGAAAUUAUUAGGGACAAAAAGACCUCGUUCUGCGAUAUGGACUUUUUAAGUAAACGGAGCACGAUAAAUCAAAAUUUGGAACAACUGAUCAUAGACAUACCCGCAUACAUUUUGAUUAUGGAAAAUCUUUCUGAUCGAGUUGACGAAAAAUUGGGUUGGAAAGAAUUCAAAUUCUGUUUCAAACUGGCGACAAGCCAAAUCAACGGCGUGAUUGUUAAGCUACUCGACCACAAGUCUGCGCUACGUGACUCCAUUAGCAACGUAUGCAAGCGAGUGCAAAAGCACGAAUUCACGGAAUCUUUAAUUGAACUCGGACUUUUGGAAGCUUCCAACAUACUUGAGCAUGAAUUAAAGCUACCAGAGUUGGACAGCAACAUGGAUGCUGCAUCUGACGAUUUCGCUUUGGAACGUCGACGCUCAUAUGACUACAAAAAUGUUAAGCUGAAUCUAACGAAACAUCUGUGUGAGCCGCCCAUUGCCGCCAAUAGCAAUUUAUCGAAGAACGCUUUGCGUCUGCUGCACUCAGCCCAACUGGCGGACAUGGAAUUUGAGGUGCACACCUAUGCCGAAAGUAGCGCUCAGUUGCCUGGCAUAUCGAUUUUGAACAAGGACAGCUUUGAAGUGAUCCAAUCGCCACAUCCGGUGCAACUACAGCGGCCACCAAUUCAAGUGCACACGUUUCGCGCGCAUAGAGUGAUUGUUUCAGCGCGUUGCGAGUGGUUCAAAAAGGCGCUACUCUCCGGCAUGCAGGAGAGCAUCAAGAGAAAAAUCAUCAUAACUGACACUUCGCCCGUGAUCUUUCGCCGCUUGUUGCUCUACAUCUAUGGCGCACCUAUUGAUAAAACGGUAGGAGCCGAGCAAAUUUGCGAAUUAAUGCUCCUUGCUGAUCGUUAUUCAAUUUGCGACUUGAAGGAGCUGUGCGAGAAUACACUGAACUCGCUGGUUGACGAAGAAUCGGUGCUUUGCUUGUUGGGCAUUGCGGAUCGCUACAUGGCCACCGCUUUGAAGUCGAAUUGCCUAUCGUUCCUAUCACAGCAUGCGAAUGUCACAAAGCAGGAAAUGUUCAAGGAGUUACCACAGACUUUACAGUUGGAGGUCAUGGAUUUGGUGCAUUGGUAUGGACGUGUUUCUGAGCCCUGGAGUGAUGGCUUCAAGUCGCGUAGCAGCUCGCGUCACAGCUUAAAGAGCCCUUCAAAGCCGCGUUCAAGAUCUCGGAAAUCCUCACCUUCUUAUAUAUGACGCUGACCGCGCAGCUCUAUGUCGUAAAAACAAAAACAAUUUUUGCUGUUAAAGAGGUGUUUUAAUUAUGCAUCCCAAGAGCAAACAAACAGAAAUAAUGAUAAGUUGUGACUCGUUAAGUUAAAAAAAUUAUUUAUCUGCAUUUUAUGGGCUACCUAGUAAUGCUGCAAGUGCAUGCAAAACAAACAAUUUCUCAAUGUAAUCAUACCUAAACAUUGGAUUGGACACAA